AAAACUCAUCCACACCUCACACUAAAUUCUUCCUUCACUAUCAACUCUCUCCACUUUUUUUCCCACACUCAGAAAAACUAUUUAAUUCAAUUCAAAUUAAUUAAUUACAAGGUUGAUUAAUGGUGACCAAAAAGCCCAGAAUCGUCAUUGUCGGUGCCGGAAUGGCCGGAAUCACAGCUGCCAACAAGCUCUACUCAGAUUCCGCUCAGCUUUUCGAUGUCUCCGUCGUCGAGGGCGGGGCCAGGAUUGGCGGCCGGAUUAGCUCGUCGGAGUUCUGCGGCGACCGGAUUGAGCAGGGCGCCACCUGGAUCCACGGAAUCGAAGGUAGCCCUGUUCACGAAAUCGCUCGGCAGAUUAAUUCGCUCCACUCUGAGCAGCCGUGGGAGUGCAUGGACGGGAUUUCUGAAGCUCCGGUCACCAUGGCUGAAGGUGGCCACGUGCUCAAACCCUCGUUCGUCGACCCCAUUUCCUCCCUUUUCAAGAAUCUUAUGGAUUUCGUCCAGGGCAGCCCCGUUGAUAUCGCCGACGGCGUUGUCGGCGCCGAAAUCGCGGAUAAUUGCGCCGGAAAUCUGAGUGUCGGUUCUUUUCUCCGGCGAGGUCUCGAGGCCUAUUGGGCCGGCGGCGGCGAAAAGGGUUUGGAAGGGGUGGGGAAUUGGAGCAGGAAAUCCCUCCAGGAAGCGAUUUUUGCGAUGCACGAGAGCAUACAGAGGACCUUCACUUCGGCGGACGAUUUGUGCAGCCUGGACUACAAUGCCGAGAGGGAUUACGUCAUGUUUCCGGGGGAUGAGAUCACCAUUGCCAAAGGCUACUCCACCGUCGUCGAACACCUGGCCUCUGUUCUCCCGGCGGGCAUGAUUCAAUUAGGCCGGGAGGUCGACCGAAUCGAGUGGCGAAACGGUAAAUCUUCGGAAACCGACGGUGGCCCGCCGCCGGUGAAGCUGCAUUUCGUAGACGGGUCGACGAUGUCGGCGGAUCACGUGAUCGUCACGGUGUCGCUCGGAGUUCUCAAACGAGGGAUCAACCAAGAUUCGAGCUUGUUCGACCCCCCGCUUCCCGAUCGCAAGAACGAAGCGAUCUCGAAACUCGGGUACGGCGUGGUGAACAAGGUUUUCUUGCAGCUCAGCCCGCCGGAAAAUCAAGAACCGACCAACUUCCCGUUCUUGCAAAUGGUGUUCCACCCGCCGGAUUCGGAGUCGAAAAACCCCAACCUUCCUCAAUGGAUAAGAAGGACAUCUUUCUUAUCCCCAAUUUACACCAAUUCAAGAAUCGUCCUGUCGUGGUUUACGGGGCAAGAGGCGCUCGAAAUCGAAUCUUUAUCCGACGAAGAGAUCUCGAUCGGGUUCGAAAAAACCAUCUCGAACUUGUUGUUCGAGACGGAGGGAAUCAAGUUCGACAAGGUUUUAAGGACAAAAUGGGGCACUAAUCCUCUGUUCUUGGGUUCAUACAGCUACGUUGCAGUUGGAUCGAGUAUAGACGAUAUCGAUACAUUGGCCGAGCCGCUGCCGGAAAACAAGAAUCUUGAUUCGCCGCCACCGUUGCCGCCGCUGCAAAUUCUGUUUGCCGGAGAAGCUACACACAGAACGCAUUACUCAACCACACAUGGAGCUUACUUCAGUGGGCUUAGAGAAGCUAAUAGGCUUCUUAAACACUAUAGUUGUAUUGGUAUAUGAAUAAUUUAAUUUGUUUGUUUGUUUGAUUUUGCAAUAUUAUUAUUAUUAAUUAAUUAUUAAUUAGUAGAAACUUUUAGUCAUGUUUUCUUGUUUUUAAUUUCUUGGCCUUUGAGAAACAUAUGCUUAUUAUUGAUUUUUGGAAGAAAAAAAAUAUCUUUGUUAAGG
This is a messenger RNA of Erythranthe guttata (spotted monkey flower), 1835 nucleotides long. It is a transcript of the gene PAO5, whose product is annotated as polyamine oxidase 5. Lineage: Eukaryota; Viridiplantae; Streptophyta; Magnoliopsida; Lamiales; Phrymaceae. Gene Ontology annotation, molecular function: polyamine oxidase activity. The record is from RefSeq and is a predicted model, not a curated record.